Molecule: messenger RNA, 1410 nt
Organism: Cryptomeria japonica (Japanese cedar)
Lineage: Eukaryota; Viridiplantae; Streptophyta; Pinopsida; Cupressales; Cupressaceae
Product: cytochrome P450 724B1-like
Exons: 9
Coding region: 1-1410 (469 amino acids)
Biological process (GO): sterol metabolic process
Molecular function (GO): oxidoreductase activity, acting on paired donors, with incorporation or reduction of molecular oxygen; monooxygenase activity; heme binding
Source: RefSeq, a predicted model, not a curated record
AUGAUACUCAGCAGAGCAGGCUGGUGGACUGUUUUUGCAUGUUUAGCUGGAUUGGCAUGGAUAUUCAUUCUUCAUUUUCGUUCAUGGAUUCUGAGUAGAGGAAAAAAGCUGCCCCCUGGUAAUAUGGGUUGGCCUUUAAUUGGAGAAACUUUUUACUUUAUGAAGCCCCACCCAUCUACCUCAACAGGCACAUUUCUUCAGAAGAAUUGCAAACUGUAUGGCAAGAUUUUUUCCUCUCAUGUGUUUGGGCAGCCCACAAUUGUAUCCUGUGAUUUCGAUUUUAAUAUGUAUGUUCUGCUGAAUGAGGAUCGGUUGUUUCAGAGCAGUUACCCCAAGUCUGUUAAUAGUAUUCUGGGGGAGUUUUCUAUGCUGAUCGCUGUGGGUGAUGCCCACAAGAGAAUGCGAUCUCUGGCAUUGAAUAUGAUCAAUACUGCUAAAAAGAGCACUGGGUUUUUAAAUGAUAUCGAGUGGCAUGCACUGUAUGUGUUUGAUCACUGGAAUCAUCAACAGGACAUAGUGUUCUCUAAGGAGGCUAAAAAGUUUACAUUCAAUCUAAUGGUGAAGCAGCUAGUAAGUCUAAUGCCAGGGAGUCCUCAGUCAUCCCAAAUUUUGAGCGAUCUGUUGACAUUCAUGGAUGGGUUAGUUGCAUUUCCUCUCAACAUCCCUGGUACACAUUAUUCAAAAGCUCUGAAGUCAAGGUCCAGAAUUCUUUCUACUUUGAAAGGUAUGAUACACCAAAGAAGAAACGGAAAUGACGUUCUGAGUGGAGAUUUUCUGGACUCACUCAUCACAAAUACUAAUCUUUCGGAUGAAGAGAUAUUAAAUCUUGUUAUGGACCUUAUCUUUGGUGGCUACGAAACGACAUCUACCUUGAUAGCUUUAAUUCUUAAGUUUCUAACUGAAUGCCCUAAGGCACUGCAGCAGAUAAAGAGUGAGCAUGAAGCUAUCAAAAGAGCAAAAGGAAAAGAUGAAAGUUUAACAUUUGAUGAUUACAGACAAAUGACAUUCACCCAAAAUGUCAUCGAUGAGACUCUACGACUGGGAAACGUGGUCAAAUUUGUACAUAGAAAGACUAUAAAGGACAUCAAAUUUAAAGACUACGAUAUUCCAGCUGGUUGGAAGGUGCUUCCGAUUCUAAGUGCUGUGCAUUUAGAUUCAUCUAAUUAUGACAAUCCGUUUGAGUUCAAUCCAUGGAGGUGGCAGGAGCCCACAACUGGAAAGAGAUUUAUUCCCUUCGGUGGAGGUGCACGACUUUGCCCUGGAUAUGAAAUGGGUAGAAUAGAGGCAGCUGUGUUUAUCCACCAUCUUCUCUUAAAAUUCAGGUGGAGAAUGAGGGAGCCGGACAUUCCAAUGUCAUAUCCAUAUCUGGAUUUCGAGAAGGGUUUGUGCAUUAGCGUUGAGCGUUUAUAA